UGAAGAUCAGUUUUGUUCCAGUUGUCGCUGGGGUGAGAUGUGUUGUGUGAAGUGUUUCGUACUCGCGUAAUGUGAUAUAAAAAUGGAUAUUCUCUUGUCAUGUGUAUUGUUGGCAGCAGUGAUAGCACUGCAAGGCCCAGUGGCAGUGGUCGGGGACGGCAAAUGUACCUACACUCGGGAGUUCAAGAUGCUGGGAGCAAACUGCUUCAACCAGAACUUUGAGGAAAUACCUCAGAACCUGAAUAAAGACAUUGAGAUUUUGUACGCAGCAAAGAAUCGGAUACGCAAGAUUACCAACUCCAGUCUGCGGGAUUAUACAUCUCUGAAACUUCUCUACCUCGGGGACAACCUCAUCACCAAGAUUGAACCUGGAGCCUUCAGUGAACUUACAGACCUUGAGGUGCUAGACUUGAGUCUGAACGCAGUCCACACUCUCCCCACAGACCUACCGCUGCCGUUACGCAAGCUUUACCUGGCAGACAACAUCGUGCUGCAGAACAUAUCUCUGACGGCUGCCUUCAACCUGGCGUACCUCAACAUGGCCGGCUGUGAACUGCGUCAUUUCCCUUCCCUCGGGACCCUGCCCAACCUCAAGGAGUUGAACCUGACCAGUAACCCAUUGGAGUCAGUGACGCCUGCAGACCUAGCGCCACUGUGCCGCCUGGAGAAGCUGUACUUGCCGCCUACCUUGUACCACCUGCCAGGCGUCACCACUCAGUGCCAAUGUCACCGCUUGCUUACCUGGACCUCUCAGCGGUACAUCGCUCUGCCUGGCUUCAACUGCACGGCUCUCGACGACCCAGACGCUGCGGCUUGCAAUGUGGAUAUGACAGAGGAGAUGAAGAUAUUCAAGACUUGCCUGGUGGCCACCCCGGCAUCAACCACUCGUUAUUUGCUGAUAGGUGUGUUGAUAGGGGCUCUAGUGGCUGCCUUUGUCAUCGUUGUGUGCUGGUGGCGCAAGAGCAGAAGGAAAAAGAACUCUGUACAGGACCAGAAACGAUCAGAAAAGACCAAGAACGCUAAAUCUGUGGACACGCUGAUAACGUGAUCUAUUUUUCCACGACAGCAACGACAUUUCUUAGCGUAAGCGAUUUUAUCUCAUCCCCAGAGUUUCAAGUUUUAAGGAGAUGCCAAAGUAAAACUUUGAAUAUCAGUGAUAACUGAUUUCAUCCAAAAUGUUUUAGAUGUGUUAAUUUGUAGAUGAGUUUUAGGUUUUGAUAAGCAGGUUUACUUGUUACUCGAGGUUUAGUUGGGAAGUUCAUCGAGUGUUGUUCUUUGUGAACAAGUAUGGUAUCAAAAGUUUGUUUGGAAUGGUUUGAAGGUAGUUUUCCAGAUUACUGCUUCUUCCAUUCUAUCUUAUGAAAGGUUUUGAAGUUUGUAACAAUGGAAGGAAUAGGAUAAAGAGUAUUUGACAGACAUGGUUGCCACAGACUGGGAAUUCUGGGAAAACUGGGAAUUAUGUGAGAGUUUUGUAAUAUCUUUGAAGGGAAACCUGAUUUUAGUCUGUGGUCACGGCAAAAUUGUGAAAGUUUUCAGUGGUCAUGGUAAAAUCGUGAACAUCUUAUGAGGUGACUACAAAAUUGUAUACAUCUGCGUCACAGCGACAUCAUCGUGUCUCCCACGAUCGCGGAAAAAUUGUAAAUAUUCUAUCUCACAUCUUCGCAAACGCUUUCUGUGUUUGCUUUUCUCUUUGCUUUUCUGUCCGCGCUCAACUGCUUCGGCUUGGCAUGACUCAACCUGACCUCAAAAAUAUCAUAAACCUGCAGACCCCAAGUAAAAUGUAGACCUAAAUCACAACUGAGAAAGCCCUGAAUUUUUUCAGGGAGGUUUGUGGCCACCCUAGUCUAGUAAAAGUAUCUCUUAAUUAUUUUAAAGAAGUAAUUUAAAUUGCUCUUCCAAACAAAUACAGUAGAAGGAAUGUGGUACACAAGUAAAUUACGCAAGAAAAGAGUUCCACUGGUUUAAAGCACACUGGAAGUUCACAACACAACACGACUAACUCAAUAUUUCGCACCUACAAGGAGACUUAUUUCAAAAGAGAGUAGGAGAACGGAUUAUUAUAGAAUUAUUGUAGAUAGCAGCGGGAUAUCAAGUUACGGUAAUUGUGUUGUCUACUUCCUGUGUGCUUUAAUCUGAUUGGAACUAUUUUUUUGGGUAAGUUAGUUGUGUAUCCAUUCCUUCUUCAUUGUAUUCCUUAGACAAGUGAUUUUUCCUCCAAAAAAACUCUUCCAAACAAAUGUAAAACUUAAUAAAAAUUACAAUGUAUUUAUUUUGCCAAUUUUCUAAGAUGCUCAAUCUUGAGCCAGUAGGAGAUGUAGCAAAAUUUAAAUCUUCUAUUAUAAAAGUAACUUAGUUAAACUCCCAACACAAGCAGUUACUUAAAAUUUGCAAACUAUUGAUUUUGAAAUAAUUUGAAACCAUCAAGUCAUUCUUACUUUGAUACCAUAAUGAAACGUAAGUAUUGAUUGUUUUCAAGUCGAUAAGACCACUUAGAAAUCGUAAGUGAUGAAAUAUAACAUUAAAAAUACAUUAUUUUCCAUUCCCCAUUCCCCUGCUUAUUCUAUACUGUUAAUUUUAAAAUAAAUUAACAUCUAUUAUUAAAACCACUGUACUUACUGAGUUUAGACUGUUUUCAACCUUGUACUUAAUCAAUGCAUUUAUUUUUUACAUCUAUUUUAGGUAGUGUUCUGGUACAAUAAUAAUUAACUUUUCUCUCGU
This is a messenger RNA of Macrosteles quadrilineatus (aster leafhopper), 2718 nucleotides long. RefSeq names its product decorin-like. NCBI's taxonomy places the organism in Eukaryota, Metazoa, Arthropoda, Insecta, Hemiptera, Cicadellidae. Gene Ontology annotation, molecular function: protein binding. The record is from RefSeq and is a predicted model, not a curated record. The transcript is spliced from 6 exons. Bases 83 to 1048 code for a protein of 321 amino acids.